Messenger RNA from Xiphophorus hellerii (green swordtail), 2310 nucleotides. RefSeq names its product GTPase IMAP family member 7. Gene Ontology annotation, molecular function: GTP binding. NCBI's taxonomy places the organism in Eukaryota, Metazoa, Chordata, Actinopteri, Cyprinodontiformes, Poeciliidae. The record is from RefSeq and is a predicted model, not a curated record. Bases 815 to 1660 code for a protein of 281 amino acids. The transcript has a single exon.
UCCCAGGUUAAAAUCAAACCAUUUUAUCAUUACAGAGAAAAGAUCAAUAAUUAAACAGAAAAUAAGCUUUUUUAAAAAUAAAUAAAUAAAUAAAUAAUAAUAAUAAAACAAACAGACUUCAUCACCAACAAUUGAAAUAUUCCUAAACUCUUUGCCAUACCAUAUGAUUUCCACCACAUGAUACAAAACAGGAAAAUGUAUUAAAUAAUUAAACAAAGAUUUUUAUUUGACACGUCAAUAAAUGUGGAUGAGCUCACUGUUGGUUUCUGACCCUGAGGAUAUUUUCCAGCCAAUAUCAAAUCUGAUACCCAACAGAGGCAGGCUAAAACAGACAAGAGCAAAGGACACAGAUACAUUUUUACUGCGCACAAGAUACAUAGUGAUCAUGUUUUAUGUAAACCACCUUUAGAGAACGAAUCAGAGUCAAAUGGAUAAAAGAAAGAAAGGUAAGACUUUACAUUUAAUACUGUAGAAAUGCAGAUGAAACUAGAUGUUUAGUUUUAGUAUUAGGAAAGAGAUUGAACUAAGCAACAUGUUUCUAUUUAUUCCUUUUGAACUGUUUAAAUUUACAGCUAAAACUUCAAUUCAGAGCAUUAUUUGAAGCUAAAUUAAAUCUCAGACUCCAAUCUUGACAGGAUCUCCGAAGGAACUGAGGCUUUUGGUGGUCGGUAGCAGCGGACCCUCUCAGUUCCAACUAACCAAUGCUAUACUUGGAAAGGAGGCUUUUUCAAAGGAUGUUAUCAGUAUUUCUGCAAGUGUGAAGAACAAGGGAGAGCUGUCUGGUCGACCAGUAGCAGUGGUCAACGGACCAAAUAUGUAUGACAAGGAUAUAACUCAUGCAAAGAGGAAAAUGGAGCUCAGGAGGUCUAAGUGUUUAGUUAUACCUGGUCCCCAUGCCUUUCUUGUUGCAUUUGACAUUGAGAAAAUCUCCCCAAAUGACAUGAAAACUCCUUGGCUGCUAAAAAGACGCUUUGGAGCAAACUGCCUGAAACACUGCAUGGUUCUCUUUGCCUAUGAAGGAAAUUUGGAUGGAGCUUCUCUGGAAAACAGGGUGAAGAAGACUGAAUGGUAUCUGAGAGAACUGAUUGAGAAGUAUGGCGGGCGCUUUCAUGUUUUCAAGAAGAACUGGAGAGAUCGAAGCCAGGACAAGGAGUUUCUGCGAAAGAUUGAGUUGAUGGUGGCUUCGUUGGGAGGGGGACACUUCUCCAGCAGAACUUUCCAAACGGCAGAGGACAGCGUGAGGAAGGAGGAGAAAAGGCUCCGGAAACAGAAGGCAGAGGAGAUAAAGCGAACAUGGAAUGAGAUGGAGCAGCAGUAUACGUCAGAGGAGUUGUGUUUUCAGAAGGAUGCCUACAUCGCCAAUGUACGUGCAGAGAUUCAGGCUAAGGCAGAGCUUGAUAACGGUUGGCUCAGAACAUCCCUGGCCAGAGGGCUGGGGACUGGUUUAGUUGUGGGGGCCGUGAUUGGUGCACUUUUUGGAUCUAUUGAGGGCGUGGGAGGAAUAGUUCUUUAUGGUGUUAUAGGUGGGGUGGUUGGUGGAUCUGCAGGCGGAACUGCUCAUGUGGCAAUCAAGCAUAUGGAGAACAGAGUUGCCCCACCAGCUAGACUCAAUUUUAAUUCUAUCUUCAUUAACCGUUUCUUUGCAGUUCCUCGUACAUGACAGGAUGAUUACUUAAUUUUUCUGUGUAGAAAGAAAUGUUUGGCUUUUGCUUAUUUGUGCCGAAGUUGAAACACAUGGAGUCAUUUCUCAUUCAUCAUAUUUUGUUUUGAUUGAGGCUUUCUUUUGAUGCCUCAGUGUGUUUAAGCAUUUUUUUUUUUUACCUAUUUUGAAAGUCUUUGAAAGGUAUUUCUUAGAACAUUGAUUGCUUUUCACUUAGUUUUCACAGGUUUGACAGGCAACUAUGGGCCCAUAUAAUAUCCCACUUCAUGCCCACCAUGGAGGAUAUGUGAUGCUGUGGGCUUGUCUGUCUUCCAAAAUGACUUAUAACCUUGUGUGCAUGGCAUUAUGAAUUCUUUAAAAUACAUUUUAUUUCAGUGUCCUCCAGCAUAAAUUAAACAAACCAUAAUGAUCCAAACAUAGAGAUAUCUGGACCUACUGUAUCUGAACACAGGGAUAUGUCCUAGAAAUCUGAACAAUCUACUAAGACUAUGUAAAGAGGAAUGAAAAUGGUGAUUUUGCUGAACAAUUAUUUUUCAAUUUUAAUAUGUCUGUAAUAAGAACAAAGACAUGUAUUCAAAUAAAGUGUUGAAUUUUUUCAUUUUUCUCGAAUUAAGUUUAUCCGAUUGCAAUAAAUGUUAUAUUUGUUUUAA